This is a messenger RNA of Yamadazyma jaroonii, 1944 nucleotides long. The record is from the annotation of a GenBank genome assembly. Lineage: Eukaryota; Fungi; Ascomycota; Pichiomycetes; Serinales; Debaryomycetaceae.
AUGGAUUUGAAAGUUACUAAUCAUGAACUAGACCCCAAUUCAGACAAAAUACUAUUGCCAUCCAAUGUUUUAUCGGUGAUAGUCGAUGAACAUGGUGAGAGCUUACCGCAUCCAUUGAUUUUCAAAUUGAGUCACGGUAAUAAACAUUGUUUUGUAGGAGUGAAACAAUUCUCAUCUCCAGAUGAUACUAUUUGUUUGCCACAGAUAAUUCAAGAAAAAUUAGCAGUGGAAGAUGGAGAUUCAUUGGAAGUGGAGCUAUCAUUGAACAUUCCCAAAGGUACUAGUCUUUCCUUGAAACCUUUGCAGUUUUAUCCCGAAAUCAAUAAUUGGAAGUAUUAUCUUGAAUCAAAUCUUACUCAAUCAUACACUGUUUUAACCAAGGGAGAUAAAUUGGUAUUGAAUAAUUAUGAGUUCCUGGUUGAAGAUUGUAACGCAGACACCAUAAGCGUCAUUGAUACUGAUAUAGUGUUGGAUAUAAUACCGUUAAACGAUAUAAUGGCUCAACAACAAUUGAAUUUCAAUGUAGAUAAGUUUAUGGAAAUUGGAACGGGAAACUUGGAUGUGAAAUUAGUUCCAUUUAGUGUUGAUUCCAAUGUUAGUAUAUUUAAGUUAGAUCUUAUGAACAUAACAGAAGAUUUGGUCAUAAGCUUUUCCACCAAUGAAGAUUAUGAGAAUGUAGAUUUACUAAUUGGGUUGGAAAAGUUGAUAAAUUUAGAGAAUUUCAUGUUCACCACCAUGGAUAGAGAAACAAAGGAAGUAAGGGUUCCUUAUAAUGUGAUUGAAGAGGUUAAAAAUAAGUGUAAAUAUGAUUUAGAUCAAGGUUUCGAGAUUGAUGAAAUUGCUAAAUGGUUAUAUAUUGUACCAUUUGCUUGGGAGUUUAAUAGUGAAAUAGUUUUGAAAGUUUCACAGAGUAACGAUACAGUUAUGGAAAUAGAUCAUCCACAAUCUGAUUCCAAACAAUGUGGUAAUUGUAAGAAAUUCAUCACCAGAGAUAAAAUAUCUCUUCAUGAAGUAUUUUGUUAUAAGAACAAUAUUCUUUGUGAAUGUGGAGAAAUCUUCCUCAGAGCCAUUCCCAAAGAUCAUUAUCAUUGCCCAUUAUGUUUGAAAACAUCUAAAUCAUCAUUGUUCAAAUUCAAACAUGAAAAAUUGAACCAUCAACAGUUUCAAUGCCAGGAAUGUGAAGAUGGAACGAUUUAUGAUAGUCACGUUGAAUUUAUAAUCACUCAUAAACCUCAAUGUCCUCACAAACUUCAUGAAUGUAAGUUUUGUCACUUAGUGGAAAAGCAAGGUAAAGCAACUUAUAUUGAUAAUUUCGAAGGGUUGACUAAUCAUGAGAAUAAUUGUGGGAAUAAAACCGAUGAAUGUUUCAAGUGUAAUAAACUAGUGAAAAGGAAAGAUAUGCGUAAACAUGUCAAGUUACAUCAAUUAGAUACCAAAUCUUCAAAUGACAUUUUUAAAAUAACGUACAAUAAGUGUUGCAAUGAAAAUUGUGUUAACUUGAUAAAUAUACCCAACGAUCUCAAACUAUGUGAUAUUUGCUAUGGACCAUUAUAUAGCACCUUGAAUGAUCCUACAAAUAUAAAGUUACAACUGAGAAUAGAAAGAAAGUACAUGUUACAACUAUCCAAAGGAUGUGAAUUCACCAAUUGCCAAAAUAUUUAUUGUAAGCGGAAGACUACAUUAAGUGGAGUUAAAGAGAUAAUGAAAUUCAUAAAUGAAGAAUUAUUCACUUACAUAACAACUCCUAACUUACCUAUCAAUAAAUCAAGAGACACCAAACCCAAUAAAGUAUGGUUCUGUGUUAAUGAUGUCACCAAUAAUAAGAUGAUAUUAUCACAAUCAUUCAAGGAAUAUCCUCCAGAAAUGGUAAUCAAAGGAUUAAAUGAGAUAAAAGAAAUUAAUACCGAGACCUUAUCACAAUGGUUAUCACAAAAUUCAUUAUAG